Messenger RNA from Malassezia pachydermatis, 993 nucleotides. Its product is annotated as nad-malate dehydrogenase. Gene Ontology annotation, cellular component: cytoplasm. The transcript has a single exon. NCBI's taxonomy places the organism in Eukaryota, Fungi, Basidiomycota, Malasseziomycetes, Malasseziales, Malasseziaceae. Gene Ontology annotation, biological process: carboxylic acid metabolic process; tricarboxylic acid cycle. The record is from RefSeq and is a predicted model, not a curated record. The coding region runs from base 1 to 993 and encodes 330 amino acids. Gene Ontology annotation, molecular function: L-malate dehydrogenase (NAD+) activity.
AUGAAGGCUACUGUGAUUGGUGCUGCUGGUGGUAUCGGCCAGCCUCUCUCGCUUUUGUUGAAGCUGUCGCCGAACGUGACUGAGCUCUCGGUCUACGAUGUGGUGAACGCUGUGGGUGUCGCUACCGACCUGUCGCACAUCGACUCGCAGGCUCCGUGCUCGGGCUUCCUGCCGGAGAACGAUGGUCUGAACAAGGCUCUUGAUGGCACCAACCUUGUGAUCAUUCCGGCCGGUAUCCCGCGUAAGCCGGGCAUGACUCGUGAUGACCUGUUCAACACCAACGCCGGUAUUGUCUACGGUAUUGCCGAGGCUGUGGCCAAGACGGCCCCCAAGGCGUUCGUGCUGGUCAUUUCGAACCCUGUCAACUCGAUGGUCCCCAUCUUCUCGGAGGUGUUCAAGAAGCACAACGUGUACGACCCGAAGCGCCUGUUCGGUGUGACUUCGCUCGACCUGGUGCGUGCUUCGACGUUUGUGUCGGAGUCGAACGGUGAGCCUUCGGCUGCCCCGAAGUACAAGGUGCCCGUCGUUGGUGGUCACUCGGGUGUGACGAUUGUGCCUCUGCUCUCGCAGUCGCAGCCGCCGUUCAAGGGUGACCAGAAGACCAUUGAGGAGGUCACCAACCACAUUCAGUUCGGUGGUGACGACGUCGUGAAGGCCAAGAACAACACUGGUAGCGCUACUCUCUCGAUGGCCUACGCCGGUGCUCGCUUCGCCGACUCGAUUCUUUCGGCCGCUCAGGGCAAGAAGAUCGACGUGGAGUACAGCUACAUUGACCUGACCGCCGAUGAGGCUGGUGCCAAGGAGGUCAAGGACGUGAUUGGUGACAAGACGCCGUUCUUCAGCGUCCCGAUCACUCUUGGCCCCAACGGUGUGGAGAAGAUCCACGGUCUUGGCAAGCUCUCGGACUACGAGAGCGAGCUGAUCAAGAAGGGUGUCGAGGCUCUGGAGGGUAACAUUACCAAGGGUAUCUCGUUCAAGCCUACCAAGCUCUAA